UUCAGUCCAGCCACGCCACAGAGCUGUGCCUGUUGUUGUUCAGAAACACCGGAUUAUUACUCGGGAGGUAAAGGUUUUUUGUGCCCAGUAUGGACAGUAUGCUAGACAAUCUCUCAAAAACUGAGUUUAUCAGCAUUUGUGUUCGGGAUCCAAGGGUUGUUAAAGACGACCACUGGCACACGCACAUAGACUAUGAGCUCUGUUUACAUACCAAUAGCAUGUGUUUUCGAAAGAAGACUUCCUGUGUAAGGCGCCGUUACAGUGAGUUUGUUUGGCUGCGUCAUUGUCUGGAACAGAAUGCUCUAAUCAUAGAAUUACCCAAGUUGCCGCCCUGGAACCCCUUCUUCAGUCUGAGGAACACUGAGCAGGCCUUACAGAGGAUGAAGGGCAUGCAGGAGUUUUUGGAAUUUGUUCUUCAUGUACCUUUGUUGUUAUCGGACAGUCGACUCCAUUUGUUCCUCCAGUCAGAUCUCAGCAUCACACAUAUCAACAAGUGUGCUCUCGGUAAGACCAGGUACACAGUGGCUGAAGCCAUACAGCGCUCCAGCAGCGGUUACAUCAGUAGAUUAGAGGACAAGGCCUCCUGCGACUCUGACUGUGAAAGCAGCUCUUCGUCAGGUAUAGGACUAAGUGUGGACACUCCACUGCGAGGAAGCCCACUCCCUUUCUUUGAGUCCUCUGACAGAGAACCCGAGCUGUUCAGUUGUCUUGAAUCCCAGACCCCACUCGCUGCGCCCUGA
Messenger RNA from Chelmon rostratus (copperband butterflyfish), 740 nucleotides. RefSeq names its product sorting nexin 10a (gene snx10a). The record is from RefSeq and is a predicted model, not a curated record. NCBI's taxonomy places the organism in Eukaryota, Metazoa, Chordata, Actinopteri, Chaetodontiformes, Chaetodontidae. Bases 90 to 740 code for a protein of 216 amino acids. The transcript is spliced from 7 exons. Gene Ontology annotation, molecular function: phosphatidylinositol binding. Gene Ontology annotation, biological process: intracellular protein transport.